Candoia aspera is the source of this 682-nucleotide messenger RNA. It is a transcript of the gene SUPT4H1, whose product is annotated as SPT4 homolog, DSIF elongation factor subunit. The record is from RefSeq and is a predicted model, not a curated record. Bases 46 to 399 code for a protein of 117 amino acids. Gene Ontology annotation, molecular function: zinc ion binding; RNA polymerase II complex binding. The transcript has 6 exons. Lineage: Eukaryota; Metazoa; Chordata; Lepidosauria; Squamata; Candoiidae. Gene Ontology annotation, biological process: transcription elongation-coupled chromatin remodeling; regulation of transcription elongation by RNA polymerase II. Gene Ontology annotation, cellular component: DSIF complex; nucleus.
ACUCCCAGAGCGGCACAAGGUGUAUGCUGCCGGUUGGUGGUGGUCAUGGCGUUGGAGACGGUACCUAAAGAUCUGCGGCACUUGAGGGCUUGCUUACUUUGCUCACUGGUCAAGACUAUUGACCAGUUUGAGUUUGAUGGUUGUGACAACUGUGACUCUUAUCUCCAGAUGAAGGGGAACCGUGAGAUGGUUUAUGAUUGCACCAGUUCUUCUUUUGAUGGCAUUAUUGCAAUGAUGAGUCCCGAGGACAGUUGGGUCUCCAAGUGGCAACGAAUCAGUAAUUUCAAGCCAGGCGUGUAUGCUGUGUCAGUGACUGGCCGUCUGCCCCAAGGCAUCGUACGUGAAUUGAAGAGCCGUGGAGUGGUCUACAAGUCUCGGGACACAGCCAUAAAGACCUAAGAAUAUCUUGUUCCUCAAAUCUUGUAUCUUGCCAGCUUCCCUUUUUUGUAGAUGCUGCCAUAUGGACUAUUCUAAUGAUACGGAGGACAAUCUCUACCUAGAUUGGGCUUUUAUUAAGGACUCAGGAGCUGCCUACUAGUGGCUCCAUUUUUCAGGCCCUGACUGCUGAGCUAGAUGGUGGAGGGGGUUUUCCUGAAAGACUGAAGGAAGAGGUGCCAGCAAUUCCCUAGUGUUUCUGGUUUCUGUAAGCUGUUUUUAAUAAAUUUGGUUAUAGCACCAGAAA